This is a messenger RNA of Cladocopium goreaui, 5007 nucleotides long. Lineage: Eukaryota; Dinophyceae; Suessiales; Symbiodiniaceae. The record is from the annotation of a GenBank genome assembly.
AUGGACAACACAGCUUUUGCACUGGCCGAAGCUGGCAUUCCGGGUUGCGUGUUGGAGGCUCAUCACUUCGACUUGGGCUCAUACCUUCCCAAGGAUCUCACCCCUCGGCCUGGUCCGCCCCCGCGUUUUAAGAGUUCGCCCCUCUUUUUCACCCCAUCUUAUCCAGGAUGCAAGUGUUGGAAGGAGAAGGCCACAUGCCAAUAUUGCACAUGGGGCUUUCCAGUUGACCAAGGAAUAUGGAUGGAGGAUUUCUAUCUCGGCUUUCCUGAUGCUCGCAAUGCAGCAAUGAAGGUAAUGAGAAAGCCGUUGGUCCUGAAGGUUUUGGCAAUGAUCCUGUCCGACAUCGACUUGCCCUUUCAGGUGUCGCAGAAGACUGCAGCUCGACUUUUGGACAUUGUCAUCCUGAGCGGAAACAAAGAGGCAGCUGCGGCGUUGGCGAGGAAGAACCCUGUUCGGCCCUUGCGCCGGUGGAACAUUGGCGACACGUUUGGGAGACCUCGCCCUUCUUGGGGAGUUCAGCUGACACAUUACAGCCAACAAUCUCCUGUCCUUCUUGCAGCGCUUCACGCCGGUGCCGCGUUCGAGAGCAUUUUCCUGCAAUGGGCUGAGGUCGAAGGUAGCUGCAACAACUUGAAAGCAGCACCUCCCCUCUUGAAAGCAGCUCCUCUUCCCUUGCGGGAAUCUGUGUUUGCUUUGGGGUGGCCAAUCGAAGCAUUUGCAGGCUUGUUGCCAAGCAGCAAGAGCCCUUGGAAUCCAGGAUUGUUCAAUGACUUGGGCCGUUGCCUUUGCACAAGGCCUUGGGUUGUCUCUCUGGACAGGCUCCAUGAGGCCACAGUGCACGGCAUUGAUGUGAAAGAUUGGCUUAUUCUGAGGUCAGGCACCAACGCUAGGGUGGGCAGCUUCCUUAGCCUUCUGGACCUGUCCAUAGUAAAGGGCCUCACAGACUGUGCGGCCGCAUGCGCAGGGAUGGGCAUGAGAGUCAGGGAUGUGGAGUUGUGUCGUGAGGCUACUGUAGGAGAGGCCGAAGGCGAACGGCUUCUUGAGCUUGGACUCACAACCUGGGAUGCAGAUUGCUUUAUAGCUACAGAGGAAAGUUGCCUUUGCGCGGCCACAGCAGCAGGAAGAGCAGCUCUGAAAGCCUCAUGGAGACGUGAAUCUGCCAAAGGAAUUGCAAUCUACCAGCUGCUGAAACUUGCGAGUGGAAGAUCUACAGAGCCAUUGGUCAAUCAGGUCCUUCUCUUCAGCAUGGAGGUGCCUGAACUCAUCGACCAGCUGAGCCUGUGGGAUGACGUUGCUGGCUGGCAGGAUGAUCUUGUCGAGCCACCAUCAGCUGCAGCAGGAGCUACAGCCAGUGAGUCAAAUGCUUACAGUACAGCGGCCGCUGAGCUCCCGGAUAUUGCAAGCACAACCUCUGAAGUGGCUGAGCCGGAACCUUCACCAACUGUGCCUGCUGCAGUCGAUGAGGUGAAAACAGAGGAAAUGGACGACUUGCUGAGGGCGGUCCAGCAUAGCAAAGAGGUGGUGCCGGCAUUGAACAGCCAUGGAGUUUCAUUGUUCAAAUUGACUCGCAUGGCAACGUCGACCUUCAUGAGCAACUUGCUCUUCAAUCCUGAGGGGGCCUUGAAAGCACUGCACGAUCGGGUGCUUGCUGCAGGAUGCCAAGUGGACCCUGCUUGGUCUCCAGUGAAAGCUUUGUUUAUUCCAAUGACGGAGGAGCAAAUGCAAGAGCUGACGGCUUUGGCUGUGCACGGCUACGAGCUCAGCAAGGAAGAUCACAUCUUGGCUUUGAAAGAGGAUGAGACUCUCCUGAAUGAAGCCCUGAAGAGCUGUUCUCGUUGCAAGAACCGCCCGAAGGCCAAGCAGGUUGGGCCGCAGAUCUCGCAGGCACCAAGAAGUUCCACGGAUGUGCCACAGGAUGGCGGCAAUGACAUGGAUGACGAUGAUGGUCCCAUGGUCGUUUUGGAGGGAGCCAUUCGGACGGAUUCCAGUGUGGGCUUCCCGGACAGCGGCUGGGUCAUCGAUGGAAAGCCCGUGCCUGACUUCAAGGUGAGGCCGGCGACCAAGGAGGACAUGAACGCCAACCUGGCCUACAGUGCUGCAAAGCUGGAUGACAUCGUCAACGAGGAGAUGGCGAGGAUGGAAAAGCAAAGCUCCGUGGAGACGUUCCGAGGAACCAUGGAUGACGACAAUGAGGUCUUGGAAGUGGAGGACCAGCCGGCCCAUACGUUUCUCUCCAUCCGCUAUGGGGAGACACGAAAGCAGGGCCCCUGUCGCCCCAACGAGACCUUCACCUUCCCAGCAGGGCAGCAGCCCAAAGCCUUCACCGUGGACGUCUUGCGCAAGGUGGCUUCAACGCAAGUGAGCCUUGCUGGGAUCACUGCAGUGGGUGGCUCUUUGAACAACGUGGAGAUCCAAUCCCUCGACAUCGGCGAUGCGCCGAUGAAGGCGUCCUUCGAAGCCUCCCUGCGGUCCGUCGAGCCGGAGGAGAAGACUGCCGCCUCCCGGGGCCGCAAUGCGGCGGAACGCGCGCGGCAGUACAUGGAAUCCAGCGGCAUCCAGCCUUUUCUGCAGGAGAUGUUCACCCAGCUGCUGGAGAGGAAGCCACGGGACUACCUGGAUUUCAUGGCAGACUUCAUCGAGCAGAAGCGGGAGGAGGUGGAUCACCUCGACGCCGGCGACAUCGAUUUCUCCACGGAGCCCGGCCUAGGAGACGAGGCGCUGCCGGGGUUUGUGGACUUUCCGCUGCCAGACAUCUCCAAGCACAACUCCGUGGCCAUGGCCGUCCUUCGUUCUCCGGAGCUGUCGGACGCCCUGCCGCGCCUGGCCACGCUGCGCACCUCUAUGGACGUGACCUUGGCGCGCUGCAUCAAGGCCGCCGUGGAUUGCCCCGGGCAUCCCUUGGUGAAGGUGGCGGGCGCCUAUGCAGGCGACGCCGAGUCGUACGAAGUCUUCAAAGAGUUUUUCGAUCCAUUGAUCGCCGCCAUGAACCCGGGCUACCCCAAACAGGGCCGCCCGGACGUGGGCCCCGUGCCCCUGGACGCGGAUCUGUCGAAGAUUUCGGACGAUGCCGUGGACUCCUCCGGGUGCUACGUCGUCUUCACCUCGUUGGAAGCGAGGAGAAAUGUGACAGGCUUCAAGAUGCCCAUGUGCUGCAGCCAAGCCGAACGCCGCGACGUGGAGCGCAUCAUCUCCAACGCCAAGUUGCGGGGAACCUAUCUGCCGUUGCGUAGUUCAAAGAGUUGCCCUGCACUGCCCAUUGGAAUGGCGGCCUAUCAGGAGGAAAGGCUCCGCAAAGUUGGAAUGCUGUUGACGGAGCCCGAUUCCAAGAUCAAAUUGGCUGCGGGCUUUGGUCGUCACUGGCCCGAUGCCCGGGGUGUUUUCGUGUGCGACAGCCCGGGGACCUACAUCUGGGUCAACGAAGAGGACCACUUUCGCUUCUUCGCCCGCCAGGAGGGCUGUGAGCUGAAGCAUCUCUACGAACGUUUGGUGAAAGCCAUGAGCAGCGUGGCAGAUGCCACCACUGUGGCUGAUGGCGAGAGGUGCGGUUUCGCAUCCUCGCCACGGCACGGCUGGGUCACCAGUGACCCUUCCCGCCUUGGCGCGGCCCUGCGGGUGACCAUGACCUUGCGCAUUCCGCGCUUGGCCAAUGCGGUGGAUGUGGUGAGCCUUUGCCAAUCACUGAACUUGGAAUGCGAUUCCAGCACUUCUGCCAUCAGCGGCAACUUGUGGCAGAUCCACAGCAGCGCGGCCGUGGGCCUCACCGAGGUGGAGAUGAUGAACUCCUGGAUCAAAGCCUGCAGUUUAUUGGUGAACCUCGAGCAGCGCCUGGAGAAAGGUCAGUCCAUGUUCGAAGUGCUGCCAGGCAUGGGCCUGGACUACCCUGGGCAGCUGCCGCUUUCGGGUGCCUGCCCAGAAGAGAUGCCUGACAUCUCCAGCUGUUGCAGUUUGGUGGCCACCUGCCUCCGCGGCAACCCGGAGCUCUAUGCCACGCAUCGCAGCUUGAGUACGUCCACGGGCAUAGGCCUGGGUCCGUGUUUGCGGCCCGGCGUGGACCGCGAAGCUGGCAAGCAGAGGACGGCCUCGGGCCUGGUGGCGGGGGACGAAGAGUGCCUCGAGACCUUCAAACCGCUCUUCCUCUGCAUCCACGAGCAGCUGGAGAACUUCGUCCCCGAGCUGCCGAGCAGUCAUGACAACUCAGAGAUGCCUUGCAAGUGGGUGAAAGUCGAGAUGCGACGCAACCUUGCCGGAGCCAGGUUCGCCCCGUCGUGUUCCAAAGAGGACCGACGCGAGGUGGAACGGCUGCUGGUCAGCUGUAUGCACAACCAGGAGGUGGUGCCCCUGAAUGGACAGUACUAUCCGUUGGCAUUUUCAACGAGCUAUGCUCCGAUGCCCAACGGCAUGGAUCCACAGGAGGAACGGACUUUGGUUGAGCUGGGCCAGGUGUUCGGAUUUCCUCGUUCGCCCGCAGAUCUCAGUGCAGGGAUUGGACGAGAUUGGCCGGAUGCCCGUGGAGCCUUCAUCUUGGAAGGCGCUGAGAGUGAUGGGCAAACGGUGGUUUGGAUCAACCAGGCAGAUCACCUGCGGCUCAGGUGCUUCGUGGCAGGUGGUCAGAUGGAGCUGGCCUACGAUGCCUUGCAAGGCCUGGCGGAUCGAAUUGAGAAGGCGGUGAAGGAUUCCAAGGGUACAGGCUUUGCACGCCACGCGGACUUCGGAUAUCUCACCACCGACUCGCUGCAUAUGGGCGCAGGAGUGCAGUUUUCCGCGGCCGUGCAGCUGCGGCAUUUGCACUCGCGGCCCGAGUUCCGUCCGCUCUGCGCGCUGUUGAACCUCGUGGAGACCUACCGCGAUGGCUGUACCGAGCUCUCCAGCUAUCCGGCUCCCAAUCUGACUUCCGAAGAACUGCUUCGGCAGACCUUGCAGAGUCUCCGCUUCCUGGUCUCACUGGAGAAGAAGUUGGUGGAUGACGUUGCCAUUGAGGAAGACUUGCAGGCUCUGGGCAUCAUUUGA